Abrus precatorius (Indian licorice) is the source of this 390-nucleotide messenger RNA. Its product is annotated as heavy metal-associated isoprenylated plant protein 39-like. The transcript has 3 exons. Lineage: Eukaryota; Viridiplantae; Streptophyta; Magnoliopsida; Fabales; Fabaceae. The coding region runs from base 1 to 390 and encodes 129 amino acids. The record is from RefSeq and is a predicted model, not a curated record. Gene Ontology annotation, molecular function: metal ion binding.
AUGUCAAUGAAUAAAGUAGUGCUAAAGGUGGAAUUAUAUGAUGAGAAAAUUAAGAAAAAGGCCAUGAAGGCAAUCUCAUGUCUUCGAGGGGUUGAAUCAGUCUCUGUGGAUAUGGAGGAGCAGAAAUUGACCUUAAUUGGAAACAUCGACCCUGUGAAUGCAGUGGGGAAGAUGAGGAAGCUGUGUUACACUGAAAUACUCUCUGUUGGACCAGCCAAAGAGGAGAAGAAGGAACCUGAGAAAGAACAGAUCAAGAAAAACGAUCAAAAUGAGAACUCUGGUGACAUUGUGAAGCUCUGUGAAGCCUAUUAUCGUAAUCAGAUGAGACAACCACCUUAUUAUUAUUGCACAUGUGUGGAAGAGAAUCCUAAUGGCUGUGUCAUCUGCUAA